AUGGCCCACCCACCAAAACACGCCGCCGCAGAGUCCAGCGACGACUCCGACGCCCCCGAAGCCGUCUCCUUCGGCUCGUCCAAGAAAGCCGCGCGCGGCGAGCAGGCCGCGGUGCAGACCUUCCGCGACGCGCAGAAGCGGAAGACGAAAGAGAAGAACCGUGCGCUCGACGCGAACCUCAAGGCGCGCGCGCAGGGCCAGGCUGCGCGAAAGAUCGAGGAUGGAGGCAGGGCGGCUAAGAAGCCGCGAGUGGAGGAGGUCGUAGAUGGGAGCGAGGAAGACGAGCGCGGGGAGGAGGCUGGGGAGGACGACGACGAGAGUGGAGACCAGGACGAGGGGGGUGGGCCGAGCCGGAAGGAUCUCGAGGCGCGGAUGGCGCGCGCGAUGCUGGAUGCGGAAGAGGAGGAGGACGAAGACCUAUCAGGCGACGAUCCGGAGCGCCUGGAUGAAGAUGACGGCUCUGGGCUCUCUGGUGAAGAAGACGCAGAGCUCGAUGAUCCAGAGGAAGACAGCGAGGACGAAGAGCUCGCACCCGCGAAAAGCAACUACCUCCCCGAGCACCUGUUCUCGGCACUACACACAAAGCCCAAAAACACAAAAAUCGUCUUCUCCGACGACACCCCCGCCCGACCACCACCAUCUCAGUCGAAGAAACGGAAGCGGUCGAAAAGCGUGAAGGACAUCGUCGUCGGGUCCCGUGUCAUCCGCACGCUCCCCAAGCCCACCGACCUCGCGACCCCGGCGGGAGCAAAGGGGCUUGCGCGUACACGAAAAGCCGAGACAUUCGUGAAGAAGAGCCUCAACCUGAAAGGAGACCCCGCAAAGUCCAAAAUCAAAGGCUACACGCGACGACCGGCGAAUCUCGGCGUGAUGAAGAGGAACGGCCCAGCGGCCGGUUUCGUUCGCAACGCGUAG
Molecule: messenger RNA, 915 nt
Organism: Epithele typhae
Lineage: Eukaryota; Fungi; Basidiomycota; Agaricomycetes; Polyporales; Epitheliaceae
Exons: 3
Coding region: 1-915 (304 amino acids)
Source: RefSeq, a predicted model, not a curated record